Messenger RNA from Alternaria triticimaculans, 2586 nucleotides. RefSeq lists its product as uncharacterized. The transcript has a single exon. The record is from RefSeq and is a predicted model, not a curated record. The coding region runs from base 1 to 2586 and encodes 861 amino acids. Lineage: Eukaryota; Fungi; Ascomycota; Dothideomycetes; Pleosporales; Pleosporaceae.
AUGAUAAAAGCCCCAGAUUUCGACCACGUUGACCAAUACCUUUGGAACGCGAUGAGGGUGCUUGAGAUCUAUACUAGACCUCUGGUUACAAAAGAAAGUGUAUUCCUCUGGAUCGAUUCCUUUCGUCUUGAGAACAUCGACGUCAUCUACGAUUUACGCCUAGAUGGCGCGAAAGCUCGAAAGAAAUUGUUCGAUUACCUCGAAGAGAGGCAUCCUGGUGGCGAAUCCAUAUGGCACAGCCUCGUGCAGAACUUCCACAGCCAUGAUGUAGUCAAAUUUCCAGAGUACGCUACUCGACCACGCUCAAUCGAAACCAUUACUACCUGGGUAUAUUUCUUCACAGAAGCUCGACAGGGUGUUCUACUGAAGGGAAUGGACUUCGACGCAUUAGUCCUCGAUGAAGCUGUAGCAGCUGUAGCAGCGGAGCAAAAGAAACCGAAAAAGAAGAACAAGCCGAGGAAACGUAAAGGUGCCAAAUCGGGGGAGCUGCCUGAUGAGAAGGAGCUGCCAGUUGCUCAAGAGAAGUGCACAUCUCAAGACCUUCCUGUGUCUCUUGAACAACCUCCACAGAGGGACGACACGACACCGCAAGAGGAGUCUGUAACUCAAGAACAACACACAUCCCCAGAGCAAGCUCUACCCCAGGAAGAGCCCCAAACCAAAAAGCAGCGCUUAUCUCGAGAGCUAUCGACUACGCCUAUACCUUGUGGACCUACACCCUUUUCAACGCUGGAAGAGAAGGAGAAGAGCGAGCAGAAGCAGUCAACAGAGCAGUUAAAGAAGCAAAGAAAGAAGCAAUCGAGAUGGGAGAAGAAACAUGGCAAGGCAGGAAAAUCCGACGCUAACAAGCAAGCAGCCUCAAUCACGGUGGAGGAGUCUUCGCCAUCCGUUGUCGCGAAGGCCGAUGACGGUGGUGACAGUGUUACUGGAAACGCCAACAAGGAUAACGACGGUGUUAUUGGCAGCAGUGUUAUCAACGACGGUGGUGACCUUGGUGGCCACUUGUCUGCGGCUGAUUCGGUUCCUAGCGAUGAAGCGCCUACCAAUCAAGAGACGGUUCAAGAGCAUCCAAGCAACAGGUACGAAGUUUUGAUGGCCAAGCCGUCGAAACACGCUGGGAAGUCCACCGGAAAGCUAGCGUUCCAUGCCGAUAGUGAAGAUGACAUGAAGAAGGCCAUGGAGGAGAGUCUUCUGAACGACCCGGGUAGUUGGUCAAAGGUGCAAGGGCGCGCGAAAGUGCGACCAAAGCAGAAGCAGAAACAGCGCACCGACGAUCGCAAGAGUAUCCAAGAUGCGUACAGAGAGAGAGGCUAUGCAACUGCUGUUACCGAUGCACAGUUGGACAGGGCAAGAGCUGAAGUGAAAUCGAGAGAGGCACGGGCGGACUAUCUCAGAUCAAAAAUAACGAGAUUGUCUGCUCUGAUACCAGGUGAGGGCAGCGCCGAAUCAAUCAAAGAACACAACAGUACCGCUUGCGGGCAGCCUACAUCCUGGUCAGCGCUUUUCAAACCUACGGAGAAUGACACGGGGCGCAACCCUCCUCAAGAAGCCGCUCCGUCUACGAAUGCUGUCGACACGCGACCGCGUACCGCAACUGCCACGGAGAACCGUGAACCCAUUCAAGAGAGCGCACAAUCUGCGAGCCAUCACAUUCUUGCGCAAUCAGAACCACCCGUAAGGCAAGAGCAAUUCAAGGACUCAAAGCCAUCCAAGGUUGUUGCCGGCGCGGCAUCGACUCCCACAUCAGGCACAGAGAACAGUGAGUCUAUCAAGGAGACCGUACGGUCUGUGAGCCAUCACACGACUAUGCAAUCAGAACCACCAGUUCAUCAAGAGAGUCUCAAGGAUCUGAAGCUGUCUAAGGACGUGGCGGGCGCAGGAUCGACUUCCACGUCAGGCACGGAGAAGAGCAAUUCCACCAAGGAGACAGUACAGCCUGUAGAUUCUCAGAAUGUUGCGGAGCAAGAAGGUCCGGCAGAUAAGGGGGCAUCCGGGGACUUUACACCAUCUGAAGAUGCUGCGGGUGCGGGAUCGACUUCCACAUCUGGCAUAGAGAACAGCAGUCCGAUCAAGGAGACGGUACUGCCUGCGGAGCCUCAAGAUAUUGCGCAAUCGGAGCAUCCGGUAGAGAAGAAGGAAUCCAGGGACCUCGCGCCAUGCGAAGAUGCUGCUGGUGCAAAAUCAACUCCUGCGCCCAGCGCAAGGAACGAAGGCUCCACGACAGAGAGCGCACAAACUGUCGACCCUCACUCGUUUGCGCAGACAAGCAUACCGAUGGAUGAGGAGGCUCCCGAACCUCAUCAUAGUCGUGAGGCCAGCUCGCCGCCACCUGCGAAUUCUCACGCUCCUGCGCAACCGCAAUCGUCGCUGGAUGAAGAGGCCUCCAAAGACUACGACGGUCAUGAGGACGACAUAGAGUCGCUUCCGAAAGUCAGUACCCCAAACCAGCCGUUAGUUGUGGUCGACUCGGCUGUGUCGCAUGUGGAGCAGUGGCUUGCAAGCAAAUACUCGGCUGCCUUCGCCGGGCUCACGCAGGCGGAAAUAGACAAUGCGCACUGGCGCCCUCAGGACUCGGAAGUGACUUAG